Molecule: messenger RNA, 4168 nt
Organism: Microbotryum saponariae
Lineage: Eukaryota; Fungi; Basidiomycota; Microbotryomycetes; Microbotryales; Microbotryaceae
Source: the annotation of a GenBank genome assembly
AUGCCCCGCUCACCUUCGCCGACGGGCUCAUCCUCGUCCGCUUCGAAACGACGACGAUACGACGACGACUCGCACUACUCUGCCUCCUCGAGACGCGCGUCCGGCGUUUCCUCCCGCGAUCUAGUUGAGCGUCGUCAUGACCGAGACCGCGAUCGCGACCGGGAUCGGGAAAGGGAUCGUCGAGGUAGUGAUCGCGACAGAGACCGCGACUCCGAGUCCAGACGGACCAGCGGAGGAGCGCAUCGUGAUGAGGAUCGACGUCGGGAUCAUCGGGACAGGGACAGGGACAGGGCUAGGAACCCUGCAUCCUCGUCCUCGUCCUCGAGGUAUGACCGAAGGGAGGCACCCACCUCGUCGUCACGGUACAACGACGACCAUCGAUCACCCCGUCACGACUACGAUAGUCCCCGAGACCGCGACCGGGACACGGAUAGGGACAGAGCUGGAAGAUACGGCAGCAUCAGCUCCAGUUCGCACCCACAUGAUGCACCUCCCUCCUCAAGAAGACCCGACGAUCGCUCUCCUCCAAGACCGUCCCAGGCCUCGCCAAGGAGUCGCGCCUUUUCCCCGACGACCGAACCCCGCAGCUCGACCCCGAUCUCGACCUCGAACGGCCGAUCAGGCGCAGCCAGUCCCGCCGCAACCGUUGAGACCCACUCGGCUUCAGCAGCAGAGCACGAGAAGCAGAGGCUCAAGCAAGAGCGAUUGGCAGCGUGGAAAGCCAAGAAGGCGGCCGAGCAAGGUGGCGCCUCACCCGCCUCUACGACCACCGCAUCUGGUUCGGCUUUGGGCUCGACGUCCAUUUCGAUCAAUCGUGCGGCAGCAAAGAAUGGUCAGUCCAUCUACCUUCGUCGCGAGCCUUUGAAUCGCAUACUCAGACCGAGUCAUUUUGUCCGCAGGCCUCCCCGCCAAGCCCGCCGCUGCCCCCGUGGCCGACCCAGCUCAACUCGCUCUCGCCGCAGCAGCCGCCAUCUCGUCCCGUCUCAACGUCGCUCCACCCUCCCUCAAGAACCCCAUCUCAGCCUCCUUACCCGCCCGACCCGCCUUUGCCUUCAACAACAACGCCUCCUCGUCCUCCUUCCGUCCCAGCGGAUUGAAGAACUCGCUCAAACUAGGCGAAGACGACGAUGGGGAGAAGAAGAUUGGCUUGAUCAAGUUCGAAGGCGAGGUCGAUCUUUCGCUUCAGGAUGGUGGGGAGGAGGACUUGGAUGAUGAUGAGGACUUGGAAGGGAGUGUUGUGUUCAAGGGAAAGGUCGAGGAGGCGAUGAGGAGGAGGGCCAAAGAGUUGGAACUGGAGGAGAAGAAUGGUGAUGGCAUGGAUGUGGACGGGGAAGCUGGGGAGGGGGAGUCCAAAAACGCCCAGGAGGAGGAGGACAAGAUGGAUCAGGCUGGAGAGCCAAAGCUCGAAGCCGAGGAAGAAGAGGAAGUUGAUGAACUGGACGCGUUCAUGAACAGUGUCCAGGCCGAGGUCAAGAGCGUCGACAAACUUGAUCGGGCCAAGUUGAAGGGCGCGAGUGGGCCAAGAGGGAGUGGACCGGGGGAGAAUGAGGAUGAGGACGACGAUGAUAAUGAGCAGGUCGUCGAGGAUGAUGAGGCGGAAAAGGUUGGCAUGUCCGCGGCGGACAUCCUUGCGUGAGUUUUUCGUGUUCUCGGGGUCACAUUGGUUGAUAGAAUCUGUACUGAUGAUCGAUCUUUGACACAGUCUGGCUGCCAAAAAAGUUAAAAAGGGCCGUGAACUCGCCCCCGUCGACCACGCCAAGGUCAACUACGAACCCUUCACCAAAGUCUUUUAUCACGAGCCUCCCGAAGUCGCCUCCCUCACCCCAGAGGAAGUCGAUGAACUCCGCCUCGAGCUCGACGACAUCAAGAUUCGAGGUGCCGACCCUCCCAAACCCGUCUCCAAGUGGAGUUACUGCGGUCUUCCCGCGGCGUGCAUCGACGUCAUCAAGGGACUCGAGUACACGGCCCCGACGUCGAUUCAGGCGCAGGCGAUCCCGGCCAUCAUGUCGGGUCGAGAUAUCAUCGGUGUCGCCAAGACGGGCUCGGGCAAGACGAUCGCUUUCCUCCUGCCCAUGUUUCGCCACAUCAAGGAUCAACGACCUCUCCGAACGAUGGAAGGCCCCAUCGCGAUGAUCAUGACCCCGACGCGAGAGCUGGCGACGCAAAUCCACAAGGAAUGCAAACCCUUCCUCAAGGCCCUAGGACUGCGGGCAUCGUGCGCUUACGGUGGUACACCGCUCAAGGACAACAUCGCGGACAUGAAGCGAGGUUCCGAGUUGAUCGUCUGCACCCCGGGACGCAUGAUCGAACUCUUGACGACCAAUUCGGGCAAGCUGAUCAACCUGCACCGCGUGACGUACCUCGUUUUGGAUGAAGCUGAUCGCAUGUUCGAUAUGGGGUUCGAACCGCAAGUGAUGAAGAUCAUCUCGCAAAUCCGACCCGAUCGACAAACGGUCUUGUUCUCCGCCACAUUCCCGAGGCAGAUGGAAGCUCUGGCACGCAAGAUCCUCAAACGCCCUUUAGAAAUCACCGUGGGUGGUCGCUCCGUCGUCGCGGCCGAGAUUGAACAAAUCGUCGAAGUGCGAGAGGAAGACACCAAGUUUAACCGCAUGCUCGAAUUACUCGGCAACCUCUUCAACGAUGAUAGCGAUUCCCGUGCCUUGAUCUUCGUCGAACGCCAAGAGAGUGCGGACAAGUUGUUGACCGAGUUGUUGCGCAAGAAUUACUCGUGCAUGAGUUUGCACGGCGGGAUGGACCAGGUCGAUCGUGAUCAGACGAUCGCGGAUUUCAAAUCGGGUAUCGUACCCGUCGUCAUUGCGACUUCUGUUGCUGCGAGAGGGUUGGACGUCAAACAACUACGCAUGGUCAUUCAGUACGAUGCGCCGAACCAUAUGGAGGAUUACGUGCAUCGCGCUGGUCGGACGGGUCGAGCGGGGAAUAAAGGAACGAGCGUGACAUUCCUCACGCCCGAACAAGAUCGAUACGCGCUCGACAUCUUCAAGGCUUUACAAGCUUCGAACGCUCCUAUUUCGGACGAGGUCAAGGCUUUGGCCGAACAAUUCGCCGACAAGGUCAAGGCGGGUAAAGCAUCGGCUGGAUCAGGGUUCGGUGGAAAAGGACUUGAGCGACUCGAAUCCGAACGCGAUGAACAAAUGAGGGCUCAACGUGCUGCACAUGGUGAACCGGGAACCGAGAAGGAGAAGGAGACGAUCGAUCCUGAGACGGGCGUCGCGACCACUUCGUCGACGUCGGGAACCACGAAUGCCGCUGGGGACGAACUCAAGUCGACGGCGCAAAACGUAGCUGAUCUGGAGGUUGAGAUCCAUCGUGGUCCGGCACCGGACACGAACAAGAUGACGGGGGCCAGGCCUGUCGAAAAGAAAGAAGCCGUUGUCGAGUUGGAACCGACCGAAAUUGCCGCUGAAGCAGCAAAAGUCGCCGAGGCAGCUGCUAGGGCGGCGGGCAAGACCGAAGCGGAGGCUAAGGCGGCGGGUGUGGCGGCAAACUUCAAUGCGUUGUUGAAGGCGAGGAAGACGCAUAGGCGGGAGAGGGAACCGCAGGAAGCGGAUCUGUCAACCGAUGCAGCGAGGAGAAGGGAUCCGGACGCAACGGAUUAUCACGUGAGUUUUGAGGUCGGAUUCGGUGGUGGUGAAGAAAGAAGAGCGGUGGAACUGACCUUGCUUCGCUUCUCAGGCUAUCAUCUACAUCAACGACUACCCUCAAAAGGCACGAUGGAAGGUUACGAACAAGGAGACCAUGGUCCAUGUGAGUGUGAAGGCCCACGAGCCACUCCACCUCGACAAACAAACCAUUCGCUUACAUGAGCGCCAUUUUUGUUUCACUUGAACAGCUCGUCGAAUCUACCGGAGCGUCCAUUACGAACAAAGGAACCUACUACGAGCCCGGCAAAGAACCUGGACCCGGCGAUUUGCCCAAGUUGCAUUUCCUCAUCGAGUCGAACGACGAACACAGAGUGAGUGCCAAGCCACCUGUCGUCACUAGAACAAAUUUCAUGCUGACGAUUUUGAUGCCCUUUCCGCUAUUCAAGGUCAAGGCAGCUAUCACGGAAAUCAAACGAGCCCUCAUCGAAGGCGCGACCUUGGCACUCGAGGCCGAACAACGUCUUCCCGCGGGGACCAACGCCCCUGGGCGAUACAACGUGGUAUGA